Microbotryum saponariae is the source of this 690-nucleotide messenger RNA. NCBI's taxonomy places the organism in Eukaryota, Fungi, Basidiomycota, Microbotryomycetes, Microbotryales, Microbotryaceae. The record is from the annotation of a GenBank genome assembly.
AUGAAGGCGUCCCCCUCUCUCGCCGUGCCCAUUUGCACGACCGAGUGCGGAUCUGAUGCCCCCGAGUCAUCGGACGAGUUCGGGCCUGAACCGGCUCGUCGCUUCCUCAAGUAUCCUUUGCUCCUCGAUCCUUCUCAUACACCAUGCUGUCCCCCCAAGCCUGACGUAGCCGAGGUGGACCCCUUACCGCUUAAGCUCCUAAAUGGUCAAGAGGACGAGUUCGUGUACAUUCGCAUGUUCCGCUGCCCUACGGACGCAUACAUCCGCCCCACAUCGCUCGAAGAGUCCAACAACAUCAUUCGAGUGUCCCAUGCUAUCGUCGUGGAAAUUCGGUAUAGGCAAUUAGGGCAACCGGCGAAGGAACCGGAUCAAGUUCUAACUAUCCGCAAGCCGAUCUCUAUCACCUCGUGUUGCUGCCUCUUGGACUCGCUCCAGUUGCCCGCCUACGCCCAAAACUCUCCCAAUUCGGUCGUCAGACCUUUGAAAGAGGUCUGUCAGUGCGCAUUCACUCUCGAAGCGAUGCUCGAUCGUGAUGGGGAGGCAUUGCAGCGAGCGGCAUCGAUCGAGGAACCGACAGGCGAGACGAGGCACGUUGGCUGCGAUCGCUUGAACAAAUCACCGGCCUACACCGAGCCUUCUUCCUAUGCGUCUUCACUUGCACCCUUACCCAGCCCACCUGCUGAAGACUAA